Myotis brandtii (Brandt's bat) is the source of this 346-nucleotide messenger RNA. RefSeq names its product dihydropyrimidine dehydrogenase [NADP(+)]. The coding region runs from base 41 to 346 and encodes 101 amino acids. NCBI's taxonomy places the organism in Eukaryota, Metazoa, Chordata, Mammalia, Chiroptera, Vespertilionidae. Gene Ontology annotation, biological process: thymine catabolic process; uracil catabolic process. Gene Ontology annotation, molecular function: NADP binding; uracil binding; iron-sulfur cluster binding. The record is from RefSeq and is a predicted model, not a curated record. The transcript is spliced from 3 exons. Gene Ontology annotation, cellular component: cytosol; cytoplasm.
GUGUUCUCUCCUCUUUCUGAAGGUCCUCAUCGCGAGCAUCAUGUGCAGCUACAACAGGAACGACUGGAUGGAGCUCGCCAGCAUGGCCGAGGCUUCCGGAGCGGACGCCCUGGAGCUGAACCUGUCCUGUCCACACGGCAUGGGCGAGAGGGGCAUGGGCCUGGCCUGCGGGCAGGACCCGGAGCUGGUGCGGAACAUCUGCCGCUGGGUUCGGCAAGCGAUUCGCAUCCCAUUUUUUGCCAAAUUGACUCCCAACGUCACGGACAUCGUCAGCAUCGCGAGAGCUGCCAAGGAAGGUAAGGCUUCUAGACCCUCACCGAUGGCCCAGGUGUGCACUCGCGCCUGA